Acanthoscelides obtectus is the source of this 669-nucleotide messenger RNA. Lineage: Eukaryota; Metazoa; Arthropoda; Insecta; Coleoptera; Chrysomelidae. The record is from the annotation of a GenBank genome assembly.
AUGAAAUUAAGUUUGUCAGACGAUUUUGAUGGACAAGCAGAGCACAUAACAGACGAUAUCUUAUAUAGAGUAGAUAUAUCCGGAGGCCUAGCAGAAGAAAAACGAUAUAACUACGUGCAAAUCACGUACACUGUUGCUUAUAUCUUCAUGUUAAUCUUCCAUGGCGUAAUUAUAGCAGAAACAUUCUAUGAGCAGAACCGGACGGAUGCCGCUAUAACAUAUAUCAGUGGACUGCCAGUGUUGGGUCUCCACUGCCUGAUGUUUGCAGUCCCCAAAUCAAAACCAGCAAAAAGGCUCAUCGCUAAAUACUUCACCUCCUUAGAACCUAUCAAAGAAGAAGUGGAGAGAACAACAAGAAUUCUAUACUAUAUUUGCUGCAUUUGUGUCAUUGACACCAUAGCGUUCCAUUGCUUCGUGCUAUUUUGCUCAGAACGAAGUAUUUAUAAUGAAAAAGUUAUUAGAGGAACAUUGGGAUAUGCCGCUUACUACGUUUACUGCGCUUGUUUUCUUUUGGGAGCUUAUGCUACUAUUAUACCGCUGAACUACAUGAUGUACAUAAUAUUCCAUUUGACGUACCAAUAUGGCUUCCUCAGAAAAUACCUGAAUGCAAUGGAGAAUAUAGAUUUACAUUUUUCUCUUCUGGACAAGGCUGAUUACCAAAACCAAUAG